AUGAGUGAGUCCUGGCUGGCAGCUAUUCCUCCGGAUCAGCAGCCGGUGAAGCAAGACACGGGUUCCAAAAGACUCAAGUCUCCCGUUCCCAAGGAAAAAGAUUAUAAUUAUCAGAGCACGACUAAGGGCCUUGUAGAUUUGCUGUUGAUGAAGAAUACUGAUGCUGCACCCAACAAUCAAUUAAAGGCAGAUACUGAUGCGCAAUCGAAAACCCCUACCGAGAUGACCCAAGUCUUCGCCAGCUUUCAGGCGAAAAUGAAGGAGAAUGCACACGCUGCAGCUAUGCGGAAGCAUGAUUUUGGUCAGAGAAUCGAUAGCCGCACUGGACUUGUAUUAUUACAAGCCAACAACCCGGGCGAGAUUUGCAAGUAUUUCAACAAUGGCAUCGACUGCACGAACGACCAUUGCAUGCGUAAGCAUAUCUGCUCGACGUGUCACCGCAUUAGCCACGGCGCGCACGAGUGCACGAUCGACUUGGAUGCAGCCCAGGAGAAAGUCAAUAACAACUGGAAGCCUAGCAAAGAGACAAAGUUUAUAUAA
Molecule: messenger RNA, 540 nt
Organism: Didymosphaeria variabile
Lineage: Eukaryota; Fungi; Ascomycota; Dothideomycetes; Pleosporales; Didymosphaeriaceae
Exons: 1
Coding region: 1-540 (179 amino acids)
Molecular function (GO): metal ion binding
Source: RefSeq, a predicted model, not a curated record